This is a messenger RNA of Penicillium diatomitis, 1620 nucleotides long. RefSeq names its product F-box domain protein. Lineage: Eukaryota; Fungi; Ascomycota; Eurotiomycetes; Eurotiales; Aspergillaceae. Gene Ontology annotation, molecular function: protein binding. The coding region runs from base 1 to 1620 and encodes 539 amino acids. The transcript is spliced from 3 exons. The record is from RefSeq and is a predicted model, not a curated record.
AUGGACAUCGAUCUUGACGAUCAAGCGAUCAUCAGACGGUUCAAAACUCUGCCUAAGCAACGACGGGCUGUCAUACUCCAUGGUAUUCUAGACACUCUCAGCAGUGAUGAAUGGCGAGAUGUGAAAUGUCGUGGGGAGACCACUCUCUUGCUAUGCGAUAUCGUGGGCAAGCUGCCCACCGAAAUUGCAGCAUUAAUUAUCGUUUGUCUACCACUCGUGGACAUUGUACGCCUUCGAAGGGUCUCUCAUCGAUGGCGGGUUUUGCUAUCAUCCCCUCACGUCUGCCGACGAGCUGUCCGAGCAACUCUGGAGAAAGAUCCCUGGGACAGCAAUAUAUGCACAAAAGAGCUCGAGCUAUGUGAUCAUCUAGGCAAGAUCUUCCAUACCGGACUUGCCCUUGGCGAUGACUUAUCGGAGACCUCCCAAGACAUGAUGAGUCCUAGUCCAAAUGCGUGCCCCUACACGGACUGCGCCUUCAGGAAGAUCGCUCUUCAAAGAUACUGCCAGGAAAAGGGUCGUCCGCUCAAGAGGAUCAACAUUCGCGCCCCUAAUCUAGCCAAAUACGGAUUUCACAGUGAACAUGAAGACUGGAUGGUCUACUCUGAUGGGCGUCUCGCGUGGGUGGAUGUCCUCGACACCAGCCGCAUACUCACCGUGCAUCUGGACACCGGUGUCCGCCGAACUUUCAUGACCGAGAACCGCGACGAGAUCCUCCGUAUCUGUAUGGUCCGACCGUUGUUAGCUGCCAUUACGAUCAGGGGCUAUUGCGUUGUGUGGAACGUGGACACUGAAGAAGAGUCCUCGUUCCGACUUCCCUCUUUGGACCAGUGCGUGCGGAUAGUCAUCAGCGGGACAAAAGUCGCCGUCGCACUCAAAGAUAGUGCGAUGGUUCACUGGUGCUCGCGGAGAAAAGUGUCUACUUCUUUCCAGUCACCAUCUAGACUCGCUGCCCUGUCGGUUCAUCCCUCGCUGGACCAAAUAACUCUGGUUCGCCUGCUCAACGAGAACAUAGAGAUCGAAGGCGAAUUGUUCCCAGAGGUAUUUGGUCGCAAGAUCAACGUAACCACAUAUACAAUGAACGACACUCAGAAAUGGCGCGUCCUCUCAUCCAAGAACAUACCCGUUCCAAGCUCCGUUUUUCUUGCAGAAGAUUCAUAUCUCCACCACGUCCACAAGGAUAAAAGAAUGCUCACGCCCGGCUGUUCAAGCUCAAGGCUGACAAUUGCGCCGCUAGUGCACUCGACCGACACACCCAAAGUCUGCUUUAUCGUCGUUGAGCCCAGCGGUCUCGUUGCAUUUCAUACACUCAAGGAUAAACAGUUCAGCCCCUUAGGCCUGGUCUCGUACAUUGAGAAGGGCAUCAUAUACGCAGAGAACAGGCUGGGCAAAAGGGAUCUACACGCUCCUGUUGUAUCCGCGAAGCCGAGUAUCCAGUACGGUCCUCAGGAUUCAUACGUCUGGUACGACUGGAAAAUUGAUCGUAGAGUCUCCCGCUCGUGGGGGAAGAUGGUCAUCCUUGGUGACCGUCGCUAUGUGAUCAUUCUCAACUGUGAUUGCUGUCACAUCUGGUGCUUUGAGGAUUCGGUUCUGAGAGAUGAGAUUGACGAUGGACAGGCUUGA